This is a messenger RNA of Clarias gariepinus (North African catfish), 10591 nucleotides long. RefSeq names its product disco-interacting protein 2 homolog A (gene dip2a). The record is from RefSeq and is a predicted model, not a curated record. Bases 366 to 5108 code for a protein of 1580 amino acids. Gene Ontology annotation, cellular component: cell surface. The transcript has 39 exons. Lineage: Eukaryota; Metazoa; Chordata; Actinopteri; Siluriformes; Clariidae.
GCAGCUCGGGAGCGCGCGGGUCGAUCGGGAGCGCGCCACGCUCGUGCUGCUGCGCCCAGUCCAGUCUCGAGCUGCUGCCGCCGCCGCCGCCGCGUGCGCGCUCGUGCCGUGUAACGCGGAAUGUAACGCGUCGUUUCCGAGGACUCUUCCCACACGGAAUACAGCGACGCAGCCUCGCGCCGAGGACGCGACCUCCGCGCGCCGGUGCACGGUGGGAUCUUAAUAACCAACCGCGCGUGCAUUUCUGCAUUUCUGCGGUACACACCGCCCAGCCAGGUCUCACGCGCUUUCCGUGAUUUGCACCUCUAAAACACCGAAAGAGAGAGAGAGAGAGAGAGAGAAUAAAAGACACGCACCGGACAGCCAUGGCCGAGCGCAACUCGAGCGGCUUGAUGAUGAUGAUGAUGAUGGUGGAGCCGACCCUCCCGUCGGAGGUGCGCGAGAAGCUUGCCGAGCUCGAGCUCGAGCUCUCUGAAGGAGACAUCACACAGAAGGGCUAUGAAAAGAAGAGAGGGAAGCUGCUAGCACCCUACAUACCGCAGAUACAAGGUGUAGACCCCUCAUUGCAGACGGAUCCGCGAAUCCCGGCGUCCUCACAGGCGGCUCCUAUCACGUCCAAACAGAACAAACCCAGAGCAGCCAACUCACGGGACGAGCGUUUCAGAUCCGACCUGCACACAGAAGCAGUGCAAGCAGCUUUAGCAAAAUACAAAGAGAGAAAAAUGCCCAUGCCAUCCAAGCGACGGUCAGUUCUGGUCCAGUCCUCUGUGGAAGCCUGCACACCGCCUGACACCUCAUCAGCGUCAGAGGAUGAGGGACGGAUGGCGUCAUCAUCACCGUUCCAGGCACCAAACCCGAAUGUGGAGCACUGGUUCAACCGCGUCAUCCAUCAUCACUGCUCAUCCACUUCCUCCUCCGCCUCCUCCACUUCAUCGUACCCGGGUGGGCGGAGCCAACACAGCAGUAACUCCGCCUCAAACUCUGCCACAGCUGCUACGGUUCUGGCUGAUGUCAUGGCUAACACACAACUCGACAACCACUGUGCUCCUCCAGAUGUUACAGGGCUGUCUGAGCGCUCACAGGUAGCCUCGGUGCGAGGUCUUCCCCACGGAUACACACACACACACCCCAGCAGCGCUAUGGACACGGCUGACGGUGUCCCCGUGAACAGUCGUGUUUCAUCUAAAAUCCAGCAGCUCUUGAACACACUGAAGAGACCCAAGCGGCCGCCACUGCGCGAGUUCUUCCUGGACGAUUUCGAGGAGCUCUUGGAUGUCCAGCAGCCUGACCCUAACCAGCCCAAACCAGAGGGGGUCCAGAUGUCUCCUCUGCAUUACGAGGUGUUAGACUUGGGGAAAAAAUGGCCACCGUCACUCCUGGCCUCUCUGCAACGAUGGGGCAAUGCACAUCCUAAAAGCCCCUGUCUCACAUCAUUAGAUAACACGGGCAAACCCCUCUACACCCUCACAUACGGAAAGUUAUGGACACGAAGUCAGAAACUAGCAUAUACACUUCUGAACAAGCUCAGCUCAAGGAAUGAGCCACUGCUGCGGCCUGGGGACAGGGUGGCCCUCGUUUUUCCCAACAACGACCCUGUAAUGUUCAUGGUGGCGUUUUAUGGCUGUCUCCUGGCAGAGCUAGUGCCUGUGCCCAUAGAAGUGCCACUAACACGAAAGGAUGCGGGCAGCCAGCAGAUCGGGUUUCUCUUAGGCAGCUGUGGUGUGACUCUGGCUUUAACUACUGAUGUGUGUCAGAAAGGCCUUCCUAAAGCUCACACUGGAGAGGUGGCCACGUUUAAAGGUUGGCCGCGUUUGCUGUGGUUUGUUACCGAUGGGAAACAUGUUGUAAAACCGCCUAAAGAUUGGAAUCCUCCAAUCAGAGAUAGCAGCAAUGAGACAGCCUACAUUGAGUAUAAGACGAGUAAGGAAGGCAGCACGAUGGGCAUCACUGUGUCCCACUCUGCCAUGCUGGCUCACUGCCACGCACUGACGCAGGCCUGCGGGUACACUGAGGGUGAGACCAUCACUAAUGUUCUGGACUUUAAACGUGAUGCAGGCCUUUGGCAUGGUGUUUUAACUAGUGUGAUGAACCGGAUGCACGUGAUCAGCAUCCCAUACUCCCUGAUGAAGGUCAACCCUUUGAGCUGGAUCCAAAAAGUACACGCGUACAAAGCACGCGUUGCUGUGGUGAAGUCCAGGGACAUGCACUGGUCACUGCUGUCUCAGAGAGAUCAGAGGGACAUCAGUCUGAGCUCAUUACGCAUGCUGAUCGUGGCAGACGGAGCCAAUCCAUGGUCAAUCUCCUCCUGCGAUGCUUUCUUGAACGUGUUUCAGGCUCGAGGUUUGAGGCCCGAGGUGAUUUGUCCCUGUGCUAGCUCAUCUGAGGCUCUGACUGUCGCAAUACGCAGGCCUCCAGAAAUGGGAGUCCCUCCUCCAGGUAAAGCGGUCCUCUCCAUGAGCAGUCUGAGUCACGGUGUGAUCCGAGUUGACACGGAGGAGAAACUCGCCGUGCUUACAUUGCAGGAUGUAGGACAAGUGAUGCCUGGAGCGCUGGUGUGUGUGGUGCGACCAGAAGGAACGCCUUACCUCUGCAAGACCGACGAAGUGGGUGAGGUCUGUGUGAGCUCCUGCACUACAGGUGUGUCCUACUAUGGCCUGCCGGGCAUCACCAAGAACGUGUUCGAGACGGUUCCAGUGACAGCGUCUGGCUCUCCCGUUAGCGAUCGACCGUUCACUCGGACCUCGUUGCUCGGCUUCAUCGGACCGGACGAGCUGCUGUUUGUUGUAGGGAAGAUGGAUGGGCUGAUGGUGGUCAGUGGGCGGAGACAUAACGCUGAUGAUGUCGUGGCGACAGCGCUGGCGGUGGAGCCGAUGAAAUUUGUCUACAGAGGACGGAUUGCUGUGUUUUCUGUGUGUGUGCUUCAUGAUGAGAGGAUCGUCGUGGUAGCGGAACAACGACCAGAUGCAUCGGAGGAAGACAGCUUUCAGUGGAUGAGCCGGGUGCUACAGGCGAUCGACAGCAUCCAUCAGGUGGGUGUGUACUGCCUGGCGCUGGUUCCGGCUAACACGCUGCCCAAAGCGGCGCUCGGUGGGAUUCACGUGUCUGAGACGAAGCAGCGUUUCCUGGAGGGAGCUCUGCACCCCUGCACCGUGCUCAUGAGCCCUCACACCUGCAUCACCAACCUGCCAAAACCCAGGCAGAAACAACCAGAGGUGGGACCUGCCUCCAUGAUUGUAGGGAAUCUUGUUGCUGGGAAGCGAAUCGCUCAGGCCUGUGGGAGAGACGUGACUCAGCUGGAGGAUAAUGAUCAGUUUCUGUACAUGCAGGAUGUUCUGCAGUGGAGAGCUCAGGCCACGCCCGAUCACCCGCUGUUUCUGCUGCUCAACUCCAAGGGUGCCGUGGCGAACAGCGCGUCCUGUGUGCAGCUCCAUAAGCGUGCCGAGCGAGUCGCUGUGGCUCUCAUGGAGCGUGGCAGACUGAACGCAGGAGAUCAUGUCGCACUAGUUUACCCACCGGGCAUCGACCUGAUUGCCACUUUUUACGGCUGUCUGUACGCCGGCUGUGUUCCAGUAACAGUCCGUCCACCUCACCCACAGAACCUGGCCACAACGCUACCCACCGUCAAGAUGAUAGUCGAGGUCAGUAAGUCAGUGUGUAUCCUGACCACACAAGCAAUAAUGAAGCUCCUGAAAUCCAAAGAAGCCUCAGCCACCGUGGAUGUAAAAACAUGGCCGAUGGUACUAGACACAGAUGAUCUGCCCAGAAAGAAACUCCAACAAAUCUACAAACCGCCGACGCCGGACAUGCUUGCGUACCUGGACUUCAGUGUGUCCACUACAGGCAUACUGGCUGGAGUGAAGAUGUCCCAUGCUGCUACCAGUGCCUUGUGUCGCUCCAUAAAGCUGCAGUGUGAGUUGUAUCCUUCGCGACAGAUCGCCAUCUGCUUGGACCCUUACUGCGGACUUGGCUUCGCUCUCUGGUGCCUCUGCAGUGUAUACUCUGGACACCAGUCUGUUCUUGUCCCUCCUCUGGAGUUGGAGAGUAACGUGUCAGUCUGGCUCUCAGCUGUGAGUCAGUACAAAGUACGCGUGACCUUCUGCUCUUACUCAGUGAUGGAGAUGUGCACUAAAGGCCUGGGUUCUCAAACUGAAGCUCUACGGUUACGAAACAUCAACCUGUCAUGUGUGCGCACCUGCAUGGUGGUGGCUGAGGAGAGACCCCGCAUCACUCUCACUCAGUCGUUCUCCAAGAUCUUUAAGGACUUGGGCCUCUCGCCUCGAGCCGUCAGCACUACCUUCGGCUGCAGAGUCAACGUGGCCAUCUGCCUUCAGCCCAACAGACUGGGCAACCUGGCUGAUCAGGGUACAGCUGGCCCUGAUCCCACCACCGUCUAUGUGGACAUGAGAGCACUUCGACAUGAUAGAGUGCGGUUGGUCGAGAGAGGUUCUCCACACAGUCUGCCACUGAUGGAGUCAGGAAAGAUCCUGCCUGGUGUAAAAGUAAUCAUUGCUCAUACAGAGACCAAAGGACCACUUGGAGACUCUCAUCUUGGAGAGAUCUGGGUUAGCAGCCCGCACAAUGCCACAGGAUAUUACACGGUUUACGGUGAGGAGGCGCUGCACGCUGAUCACUUCUGCACUAAACUAAGUUUCGGUGACACACAAACCAUAUGGGCGCGGACGGGAUACCUGGGCUUCCUGCGCAGGACUGAACUCACUGACGCCAGCGGAGAACGGCACGAUGCACUGUACGUUGUUGGAUCUCUAGAUGAGACCCUGGAGCUCAGAGGGAUGCGCUAUCACCCCAUUGAUAUUGAAACCUCUGUCAUCAGAUCACACAAGAGCAUCGCGGAGUGUGCCGUGUUCACGUGGACUAACCUGCUGGUGGUUGUGGUGGAGCUGGAAGGCUCGGAGCAGGAGGCUCUGGAUCUCGUCCCCCUCGUCACCAACGUGGUUCUGGAGGAGCAUUACCUAAUCGUGGGCGUGGUGGUGGUGGUCGACCCCGGUGUCAUUCCCAUCAACUCUCGCGGGGAGAAACAGCGCAUGCACCUGCGGGACGGCUUCCUCGCCGAUCAGCUGGACCCCAUUUACGUGGCCUAUAACAUGUGAAACCAGGAAAAAAACAGAACGUGAGACUGGGAUUGAGACGGUGUCUCCUUCUGCACAUCUUCAUGAUGAACGAACACGAUGGAACUAUGCAGUGUAUGUGAGCGUGUGUGUAUGUGCGUUUGUGUGUAUGGGUGUUUUCCUCGAAGGAAGACUGUUACAAUGCCUCUGAUACGAAACAGUGUCUCCCCAUUUCAUAACUGACUGACUGCAUACCGUUUCAGAUAUCAGGUUAAAGGAAUAUUUAAAUAUAUACGAUUUUCCUUUCAGGUUACAUGUAGUUUUUGAAGGUGUGUUUUUUCUGUUUUUGCACUGAAUCUGUAAAGCCAAUUAGGUUUAACCAUAAUGGAAGUCUAUCUCACCCAAAACUAUCUACCUCCCACAAAUUAUCAUGUGACAUCGACUGGCUACAUAACCUUGUUUAAAAAGUAGAUAUUUAUUAGAUAUAUCAUAUAUUAUUACAGUGCUUCUUUACAUUUCGUGGAGCGGGGUCUUACAGGGAUGGAACGACACUCAACCACACUUAGGAACGUUUUUAUUCGCCCAAGGUGGCCACCACCCAUAAUGUUAAGGUCUGUAGAAUGAAUAGAGUUUUAUACCGUUCUACUGCUAUAAUCGUACAGUAUAUAGAGGGUUCGAGGCCUACAUCGUUUUCAAGGUACAUCAAAUAGUCAUCGUGUUUUGAUAAAUUUUAUUGUCUCAGUUAACAAAUGGUUUAAAGUAGAUAUAUUUUUACUUUGGUGGAAACAAAAAGCACUGCUUAAGGCUUUAACAGAAUAAAUUUUUUUUUUUUUGCUCCGCAACUUGUGAUCUCAAACAAAUUUAAUACACCUAAUCGUACAAACAUCAUAGCCUAGUCUACUUACUUUCUCAACUGUAUACUAAUGUAGAAGAAGUCUUCAAAUCAAACCUGUACUUUUGAUUGUGCAGAAUAACAAAACAAUGGAAGUAAAAACUCCCCUUAUUUCUCUAUACAAUCCGCUUAUCCAUUUAUCCCAGUGUUUCACUAGUGCUUGGAUACCUUAGAGAAAGUUUUCCCAUGAUCAGACUGCUUGAUUCAUGUCUAAAACCCUAGCCUCCCAGGAACUCCUUUAAUGGCCCAAACUAGUGGAAAUGGCUUGGAGUGAGAUCAGGACUGUAUGGGAGAUUUGGCAAUCAUUCCCAGCAGAGUUCCUGUAAUGUGCAGGAGGUGCUCGUGUUCAGUUCCCAUAGACAUGUGCGUCUCCUCCAAGUUAUCCGUCAUUGUUUUUUUAAUGAUCAGAAUCAGACGCUCCACUCGCUUGAAUGUUCACACGAAUGACUAGUGGGCUCCGAGCCACCUCAUCAUUCACAAACUUCUUUAAAACGUUUUCACCGUUUAAAUGUUUAACAGUUUUAUUUUAUUAAUAAUUGUACGAAUUGUAUAAAAGCGCAACUUUUUUUUUUUUAAUCAGAGACCGUCAUAUGGGUUUUACAUUUAUGCCAGUGAGAUGUCGUGCUAUAGUGCUUAAACACGUUAAUGGUUUCACACUAGUCAUAAAAUAUCUCUCCCAAGAACUGGUUGUGGUUUGAGGCAGAUAUGUCUGGAAAUGCUUUUGGGUGAGAUCGACUCUCUAUUACUCAUCUGUCACAUUAGCCUCGUAGCUCUGGUGGAAAAACUAACUAAAGAUUCAGACUUCAGACACCAAACACGUCUUGGCUGACUGACUAGGUUCGAUUUUUGUAAUGAACAGAAUGUUGGCUUAGGGGGUUGUUUUUGAAGUUUGUAGGAAACAAGAAGAACACAUCGCAGCCCAAACAUCAAUGCUGAUCCUUAUAUUCAAUCCUACUUUAGAUCGGCAGUUUUUCCCCAAACUCUCAGAGAGAAUGGUGUUUGUUUGGGCAGAAGGAGACUUUCAAGAGGAGGCGUGCGAACACACUGCACUUCAGCUCUCUGAUGAAUCAAAGCAAGAUGGUUUCAUCAUAUUCCAUCACCUCCACACGCUUUAAAUCUUUAAUAUGAUGGAAGAGAAAAUGAAAGUGCAAUAUGACGAAAGAUGAUCUGUUAUCUUGGUGUGUGUCACUGUUAUUGUGUAGGUUUGAUGCUCAGGAUUGCAGUUUUUCUCUUUCGCUUGCACACACACGGUCACUGCUCUACAAUACCUCAACACUAAUUAGGCUACAGAAAAAAAAAGAAAAUCAUCUAGGAUAUCAGGUAUGUUUCUCCAUUAUUUUGAACGAAGGGCAGCUAUUUUUCUGGUGCUGACAACUUUUAUGCGGAAUAUCGUGAAUCACUAGAGCGUGUUAGCCCUAGUGGCUAGCUUGUUAUUCACGCAGGAAGGAAACCUGUGAGGUUGUGUUACCUCAGUUAGAUCAUUUUAACCACAGCUUCUGGAAAUCAACAAGCGCAAAUUUAACCGCGGACAUCAUCGCUAGGUACAAACCUAGGUACAUUUGUAAACUUAAGGUUUUUGAACAUACAAAACUCUGAUGGAACUUUCGGGCCGAUUAACAAAGAAACACUAUGUGAAGUUGAAAAUGUGAAGCUGCCCUUAAACCUGUUGUAGGAAAUUAGCACUUUGACUUUUUUUCUUCUUUCUUUUUGUCAAUGAAUUUUAUAGCUUUAGGCUUGUAUUCAGUGUGAAAUAUUUAACAGUUGAUGUUUUCAGGAGGUUUAUAUGGAAUAAGCCCCCCCCCCCCAACUAUAAAGACACAGUUCUGUGUGUGGUGCGAUUGAGAAAAACUGUAACUAACUGAAUAUAUUAUUACUAGAAUUAAGCUUAUGUUGAUGAUUAUGUUGGUCCAUGAAUGCAAAACACAUUAACAAACCAGAAAACGCAACAGCUGUGGGUUAAGUCUAGUAAGGAUCGGGGUGUAAUGAGACGCAGAUUACACUUUCCAUACAGGAUAUAAUGGUGUCUGGAUACGAUUUAUUUUCUAUACAGAUUAAAAAUGAGCACUGCCUAUUUACAGCAUUUGGCAGCCGGCAUUAUACAGAGUGACUUGCUUUUUUAAUUUUUAAAUCUCACCAUAUAUCCGAGCAGUUGAGGAUUAAGGGACUUGCUCAAGGAUCCAACAAUGGCAACUUGGUGGUGGUGGGUUUAAACCUGGAACCUUUUUGAUCAAUGCCUUAACCACUGAACAACCCCUGCUCAAAAUCUCGGUUUGGAUUUUUGAAUUAAUUUAAACGUAUGAGAAGUAAAAUUCUGUUUUUGUCUGAUGCAUUCAGACUCUUUGCAACAUACAACGAAACUUACCAUAAGCUGUGCACUGGCACGACUAUGGGUGGCACUUUUUUUUUUUAUACUAAUCUUCUUCCUUCAAGAGCUCUCUGGAGCUCCUGGGUUCUCUAUUCACCUCAUAAUACUGUAUAUAAGUUUCUCAAUCAUUGUGCUGAUUUCUUUCUCCUGGACUGAAUGAGCAAGAAAAGACCUGACUGCUUUCUUUUCCAUUUUUAUUGUAGAUUUGGAGACAGUCACCAAAGUUUGAGGUUCUUACCAUCGGUAUAUAAUCAUGGCACGCUGUAACCUCUCAGGAAACAAAACUGCUUUUUAUAACCAGGCCUUAAAGAUUUGAGGUUUUUGCUCUUCCUGAGCUAAUACGCUAGAAAAGAAGGAUGGCUAAAUUAGAGAUGAAAGUAGUUAUACAUUCUUGAUGUUCAGUAUGUAGACAAAAGAUGCAGAGAAUAAACCCUAUACUGUAGGUGGUGGACAAUCCUGUAAAUCUUAGACAUUUCUUUUUAUGUCUCCACUUUGGAAGAGCCUCAGCUAACAAACUGUUCCGGAGUUCAAUCGCGGAACAACGUAAAAAGCAAAGCUAGGGCGCUAUGUAGGGUGUAUAAUUACAGCAAGUAGUGUCCUUGAUUAAGGGAUUAGUGGGGGAUUUGAUUGAGAGUUCCUUUCCUUUCGCAUUAGCUGUGAAAAAAGCUGGGACGUGAGCCAUGAACCUGUCAGCGCAAGCUCACGCUCAUGUUAACUAGCAGUAAAUGAAAGAUUGAAACACAAAUGGUGAAGAGGCAUUUGGGAACAACUUAGAAGCAAUUAUUAAGGGCACAAAGUGUUGUUUAAGAUGACAACGUUAUCAGGUGUGUUUUUUUGUUGUUGCAGAAAGUGCUUUCAUGUUUCACGAGCAUGCAGUACUUAACCUUACUUAUCUACAACCAUGAGCUUAGGAGAAACAUUGUUUCUUACAAAACUCUCAUUAAACAAUAUGAUACACCCAACACACAGUUUUGACAGAAUAUAGGAACUAAAAUAAUAUAGGAAUGGCUUUGAUUUAAUGUUUUGGUUUAAGUUAAAGUAAAAGGUAAUAGUUGAAUUAUUAACCAUCAUAUUCCCUUUGACCGUCUUUUAGUUUUUCAGCGUCUGUAAGACGUACAUGCACCGUAGCCCAUCAGCAAAGAGCAUGUGAUGCUCAAUGCGGGAUUGUACAGUCAGUGCUGAGCUUUCAGAAUUCGUUUUUGCGUUUUACACUUGAUUGCAAUGUUUUUUGAUUUGCUGUUGCAUCGAUGGUUUGUUAUCGUGUUUCACAUUCAUAUACGGCUGUAAAUUAUGCAUCAGAAAUUAACCUUAAGGUUAUGAGUUCCUCAUUCGCCAUCGCAACGAGCCUUAAAUAUUUCCCGUCACCUGUGGACACGUUUCAAAUGCUGUUCUGAUUUUGUUUUGAUUUAUUUUUCAGUUCGUCAUUCCUAUCAGGGUGCAGUGUGAACCUUAUUUAAGAUACGAUUAAUCUUAUCAUCGUCUAUUCCUUAUCAUCAUAAUUUCAGACUUGUAUUGUGUGUGUAGCUCACUUUUUUGUAUUUAAAUAGCAAAUGUAUUAUUGUCUUAAUCUUGCUUCUGGAGCUUCACGAACCCUCAUGGCUAGCAUGUAUCACACUUGAAAAUGAAUGUAUCGGGGUGGCUUUUUCCAAAGUGACUUACGUACUGUGCUUUACUGAUAUACAAAAGCUAACUUUCGAACUUCUCCCAGGACAUCAGAACGAACGGACGGAGUAAUUUCAGGAAAAAAGGCGAUUGCAGGUGUAAAGGGCUUCGUUUUUGAGUGUAAGAAUAGCCGCUUGUAUUUUUCAAAUUCAUUAUUCGCUGUAUAAUGAGAACGCCAGCAUUGUAAAGAAGACGCUUAUUUCCAUGGCUGCAUUCUGUAUUGUUAUUAUUAUUAUUAUAAUUAUUAUAAUUAUUAUAAUUUUGUUUGUGAGCUAUGUCAGGUGUAAAGCCUGCUGUAAUUAUGUACAGAAUUUGUGUAAGUUAUUACUGAGAUCUUAGAACAUAAUAGAAACAGAAGAAGCUUCAGAGCUAACCAAAUGUUCAUCUUUUCUUCACCAAGCAUCAGCAACAGGAAUCAAUAUGUACGCUGUUCUUUUCUGUUACAACACUCUGGGAGGAUGCAGGGACUGGUUUUGCUUCCAGGAAUACAAAGCACAUGUGGUUUUCUCAGCGUUAAACCAGUUAAAGAAUGUUCUGAGCAAUCAGCUGAUGUGGCUUUUUGUCCUAUGUUAACAUGAUUUUUCUUAAUAAAUAACUUGCUUUUAA